UCAGUGAAACCGCCUGUAUGAGUCGUGGAAAAUCAUAAAAAUUUCUGUGAUUUAUCAUUUGUGCCGUCAAAAGCCUUCAAAGCCGGUUUACUAACUUAACCAACCGAGGCCAGACACAAAUUUGACGGAUUAAACAACGCGUAAACGAUACUUUUCCGCCGUUAUCUCUUGUGUAUCGUUUCCACGGGCGAAAUCUGCUGUUUGCGUGUUUUCGAUGUUUGGUUUUGCAGUGUGCUUGUUUAUCUUGGAUCGUCAUCCUUCUUGCAUAUCACCGUGAAAUGUAAAUCCUGCGGAUGUGUUUGUUGGACUUGGACUAGACUUAGAGGGAUAUAUUUAUCAAAAGGUGGGCGUUUGAAUCCGACCACCGGCAGUAAAAACAUCCCUACACAGCUAUACUUGUGGAAUGCGUUGAAAUCCCGGGUGUGCACAUGUUGUUGUCUUGAUCAGCGUCCUCCAUCGCGAUGGCAUCGUCAGCCGCCGCAUUAGCACAUGGCCACUCGCUGGCCUCCAGGCACUCGCAGCCGCAUCAUCAUCAUGCCGCGGCACAAUCGCGCAGUGGCAGUGAUGAGCAUGCCAACGAACUCUCCGCGGCAUCCCUUAACAUUCACAACCAGAUGAUUACCAGCACCACCACUGCCACGGCUCGCUCAUCACCGGCCACAACACAGCAGAGCAAGAGCAGCAACUGCCGCCGCUUCUGUCCGAACGUCUUCACGCCCAACAAAUGCCAAGAAUGCUUUCGCAGUAAGACGGCGCAUUCAGCCGAGGCGCUGGCCGAGAACAGGGCGGCCCGGAAGAUCUGCAAAUGUGGAUAUCUGUUUGUGGCCCCGGUGGACUACGACUGCAACAAUGCCGCGCAUCGCACCCGGAGAUGGCAGCAGCGCUGGUUCGUCCUCUACGACGAUGGAGAGCUCAUCUUCGCCGUGGAUAAUAAUAGUGAUACCGUGCCACAGGCUGUCAUCGAUAUGCACCGCGUAACGGAAGUGCGGGACGCCAGCGAACUGACCGGGCACGAGUGCAGUCUGCUGCUGCGCGCGCCCGACCACGACUACUUCGUCAAGAGCAGCAGUAAAGAGGAGAUUCGCUGGUGGUAUGAUGUGUUGGUGAUGUAUCCGCGCAGUAUGCGCUUCACGAAGCAGCAGCGUGCCCACAACCAGAAACGCUCGCGGACCCUGCCCAACAACGCGCUCAGCGACCAGCAACUGAAAGCAUUGCGUAGCGAAGCAGAACAGCAGACAGCGAAAGCGGAGCCGGUACAGCUCGUUCCUCCGGCCAAAACCGCGGUGCUAGCGCCACCUCCCAAGCCAUUCCGCGAUCCCUCCCGGCGUAGCAGUCAGCAUGUGCUGCCGCCCACUGCCGGCAGUGAGGACAUCGGCAGCGGGACCGGACAGCGUCCGGAGAUGCCAGGGGAAACGGCGGUGGAUACUAGACGAAAGGAAGUGCAGCGCGAGAUUCGCCAGAGCGCGCUGGAUUAUCUGGAGGCGCUGAAGGAGCGCCAUCUGGCCUUCCCCGGAAACGCGGGCGGUGUUAAUCAGACCGCCAAACCGGAAGCGGUGGCCACUGUUGCCGUGAAAAAGGCGGAGCAUUUCGGAGCGGACAGUUUCACGGACACCGAUCUUUCUACCGACUCCGAAGAAGUGGCUCAUCCCGCUGCGCCGCCCGUGCCCGCCUCGGCCCCGCUGCCCACGCCCGGCGGGGGCCAGCGUUUCGUCUUCACCGGCCUGUCCACCAAGGAUAUCGAGGAUUUGAAGCAGCUGCAGCGCAUCAUGAGCAAGAAAUCCUCCACCGGCUCCGUGUCCAGCCGCUCCUCCAGCAGUUCCUCCGCCUACGCCUCCUACAAGGCGCCGCUGUCGCGCACCACCACCCUGCCGCCGGAGAAGACUACCAGCACCACCACCGCGGGGCGGCCGCGCUCCCCGCCCGUCAACCGCACCGCGCUGUCCAAAGCGAAAGAGCGCUCGCGUGUCCGGCCGCGCUCUAAGUCUCCGCCACCCCCGCCGGUUACCGGGGGCCGGAAGGAGGGCGAAGGGGCGGAGCAACGGCUGCGGAAUUUACGGGAGGAGUAUCUCGGCGACCGGGCGGCGCUCACGAAAACCGGUAAGCCGGACUCCCUGCGUUCCUCCUCGCUGUCCUUCCACAACCCGGAGCCCAUCUACUCCGUGCCGCGGACGAAACAGCGCAGCAGCGCCACCGGCAGUCCCCCGGUGACGAGCAGCGCCGACCAGUCCACGCAGAUCAGUCUGGAUGUGCGGCAUUAUGAGACGAUGGUGGCCAAUCUGGAGAAGCGGCUGCUGGACCGCGAGCAACUGCUGCGCGAGGCCGCCCAGAAGAUGGAGGCGCUGCGCGGGGAGCAGAACAGCGUGGUGGUGGAGAAGAACAAGGCGCUGGAGCAGCUGGAGCGGGCGCGGCGCGACGGGCAGAAUCUGUUGAGUAGUCUGGAGAUGAGCCGCACGCUGAAUGACAAGUACGAGAAGCGGAUGCAGUUUGUCGUGGAGGAGAUGAAGCGCGGACAGGCGGAGUAUCAUCAGUUGGAAGAAGAGAAAUCUACCGCGGAAGCCGCCUUGCAAUCCCGCAUCACCGCUCUGGAAGCGGAAGUUUCCUCCCUGCACGCCGCUCACCGCGAAACCAGCAGCCAAUCCGAGCAGCUGGCGAAAACCAGCCACGAAGAGACCGCCAGUCUGCGGCGGAAGUUGAUGGAAACGGAAUCGCUAUUGAUGGCGGCGCUGCAGCGCGAUCUGCCGGACGAUGAGCUGGGUGUCGGCGGAGGAGGUGCGGGGGAUAUCCUCCAAGGCGGCAGCGAUGUGCGGGAGGUGGGGGUUAAAUUGAUGCGGGCGCUGAAGGAGAUCAAGGCGUUGCGGAAAGAGAACGUGGCGCUUAAUGAUCAGAUCAGCGAGAUGAAUGUGGAGUUUGCCGAUGUCCGCGAGAAACUGGAGACCAUCACCACCCAGCGCGAUAGUGUGCAUUGUACGGACAGCGCCGUGUCAACGGACGACCUGGAUGACGCCGCCCUUCACCGCGAAUGCCACGCCACCAUCGACGCCCUCCACACGGAGAUCUCCAGCCUGCAAUCCCGCCUGCAAUCCCAGGAGAAACGCCACCACACCGACCUCUCCCGUCGCGACGACGUCCUGACCUCCAUCUCCACGGAACUGGCCGCCCUGGCUCCCUCUCCCGACCGACAUCCCCCGGAAGUGGGGGAGUAUAAACAGGAGUUGGCGGAGAUGCAGCGGAUCUACGGGAAGAGUCUGCUGGUGAUGGAGCGGGAGAAGGAGGCGCAGUUGGCGGCGAUGCGGUGUCAGUUUGAGGACGAGGUGCGGAUGGUUAAGAGAAUGAAGGAGCAGGAACUGCAGGAUGAGGUCAAUGCCACGAAAGCGGCGCUGGAGGCGGUAAGGAAGAGCUAUCAGGAUAAUCUGGAUGCCGAGCGGAAUCGGCUGAUUGAGUUCUACGCCAAGACGCCGGGUGGGAAGAAUUCCGAGGAAGUUGGAGCCGCGGCGUCGAGUCAGGAGUUAGCGGCGGAGAUGGAGAAACUGCAGCAGCAGCUGGAGGACGUGGCCGGUCUGCGGGAGGAGUGCGAGCGACUGCGCAACAGCCAGGGGCAACUGCAGACGGCGCUGCAGCGCUGCCAGGAGUGGCUGCAUUCCUUGCACCCAAGUGCGCCGUGAUGUUGUUGUGUUUUCCGUGAAUGAGGGCUUUUAUUCUUUUAACUUGCAUGUGCCUGUUGUUUAUUGUAACAUCAUGAAUGGUCAGCGUGUGCUGAUGGGGCACAGGAAGUGUUGUUCGGCGUGAUUUGUAGUGCCAUUGCGUUGCUUGCCGUUUGCUCAUCGGUCAAAUCUCUUAUUUUUCCUAUUAAUAUAAACAAGUGUAAGAAAGAGGGUAAUGUAAUGCAGAAAAAUGUUAUUAAAGGUCUACACCAG
Molecule: messenger RNA, 3914 nt
Organism: Paramacrobiotus metropolitanus
Lineage: Eukaryota; Metazoa; Tardigrada; Eutardigrada; Parachela; Macrobiotidae
Product: myosin phosphatase Rho-interacting protein-like
Exons: 13
Coding region: 462-3662 (1066 amino acids)
Biological process (GO): actin filament organization
Cellular component (GO): actin cytoskeleton
Molecular function (GO): actin filament binding
Source: RefSeq, a predicted model, not a curated record